GAAUUGGAUACGGGCUAGGCUACGUCAGAUGAAUUCCGGAGGCUGUGUCGUGAUUUAGUUUUACAACUUGGGUCUUGUGAUGUCAAGUCACGAGCAAAACUCAUUUCCAGCUCGCCACAUGGAUAUUGAAGGAGAAGUACUCAAUGUCCAGCAGAGGGUAGGGGAUCUGGAGUCCUCCCUGCAGGCAGUCCUGCAAGAAAAGAAACUUCAAGAGGAAGACUUCGCUCAAAAGAGAGCAAAGUUCAAAGAGCUAUACUUGACCAGAGAACAGGAAUUGAUCAAAGAGGUGGAUAACAUCAGAGAGGAGAAGGAUAGAUUGAGCGAAGAAUUGGCUGGUCUAAAUACAGCUGCAUCUGUCAUCGAGAGUAGCAAAGAUGAAGAAAUUGCGGAGAUCAAGCAAAAAUGGACUGACGAGGUUGCAUCACUCCAACAAAUUGUUUCACAUACAGCAGCAAUAACUGCUGAGGAGACUGCAAUGACGUACCUUAUGGAACGAGACAAACUCCUGGCACUCAAUGACAAACUCACACAGGAGCUUCAAGAACUCAGCCAGUAUCCAGCCGGGGAGAAAACGAUGACGUCUUCAGGCAGUGCUGGCCUUCUGACGAGUAUGACAAAAUCAUUCCGCAACUUGACCAGCACCACCACCAGUCCAUCUCCUACCAGGGAGGAAAAGCCUUCUCUACCACCGACCCCAGUCUCCCCAUCAGCACAAGAUAAUCUGGAACAGAGUAUGCUCAAGGCACAGAAAGAUUCAGAGAUGCUUCGAGCUGUUGUAGUUCCCCUGGAGCGAGAGAUAGAGAGUCUCAAACAAAAGUUAUCAGAUGUUGGCAGUGACAACAGACGUCUACACGCAAGGCUUAAGAAAGCUACUGGGAGUAAAGACUACAGUGAUGCUGUACCAACGCCUGAUCACUAUGGCUACGAGGUCACCAAGGAUGACAUUGAUAUUCUCAAUGAGAAGAUCAGGGAUUUGAACAAGGUGUUAGAGACGGAGAAAGCCGCCAGGACAGACCUAGAGCUUUACGUGGCUGUGCUUGGUAAACAGAAACAUGUCAUGCAGGAUGAAGGUGAUCAGAUGAGAGAUGAACUCAAAGAUGUGUGCAGUAUUCUAGAGCAAGAGAAACAAGCCCACUCUCAGCUUCAGCAGACUUGGCAGAUGGCCAACGACCAGUUCCUAGAAUCCCAGAGACUCCAGAUGAUGGACAUGAGGAGGAUGGAGAGCGUCCUGACGGAGGAGCAGCAGAGACAGAUUGGCGAGGUCCUGAAGAAGGACCAGGAGCGCGAGGAGCAGGAGAAGAAGGUCAGGGUCCUGCAGGAGAAGCGGGAGAGCCUAGAGAAGAGACAUUCCAAGGAAACUGCAGAGCAAGAACCUACCCAGCAGGUACCACCCGCACAAACCAACUCGUCUUUGCUGCUGAGCAGAGACGACAUCGAGGACAGCGACGACGCCCUCCUGGUCCCCUCCUCCAUGGACACGCCCAACAGCUCCACCCCCUCCAGGCUCCACCCAUCCAUCAACUUUGUCGGCCCCAACGUCGACCCGGAAGAGCUCUUGCAGUUCGACACCACUGAUUCGUCCGGUGGAGCGAAGACGACGGUGCAUGGCAGCAUAUCGGAGAUAGGCGCGCAGAGUGGACACAACACGUCUGAUAUGCUGGGCACCAGUUAUGAUUCUGUAUCACUAUGUUCGAAUAUCAGUCUAACGGAGGCACAGGAAAGAGCUAUCUCAGGAACCCCUGAAUCUGAAGAGAUGAAGAGUGUUUUAGCCAGUGCUCGGUCCAAGACUGAUCUCUACUCCCUGCUGGCAGGCAAGAGGGUCGUCAGUGAUACGGAAUGGACAAAACUACAGGAAGAGGUUCGGUUUGCUAGAGAGAAGCUGGGCAGACCAUGCGACUUGUGUACCAACUAUGAGCAGCAGCUGCAGAGUCUUCAAACCAAGUAUUCAGAAUCCUUGGAGGGUUCAAGAACCCUUAGACAGCAACUCGAGCAGGAGAUAGACAAUGUAUUGAGAGAGCAGAAGAUUCGUUCAGAGUUGGAGGAGAGCUUAAAGAAUGCUGCAGAAGAUGCACAGAUACAGAUCAAAACACUAACCACCAAGAAUGGAGAGUCAGAGGAACUCUUAUCAAAUCUUAGACUCCAAUAUUCAAAAUCACAAAAUGAGAUACAUUCCCAAAUGCAAAUCCUAAUUGAGUCAAGAGAACAACUUUACCAAGAGGUAAUGAAAUUACAGAAAGAGAACGACAGUCUCAGUGCCAAAAGGUCGUUGCAUCAGUCACUUCAGAGCAGUGAGCCAUUCGACUUGCCAACAUCUCCACAGGAGCUUUCCCAUCUGUGCAUGAAGUACCGUGACGACAUCAUCACGGUCCGAGUAAAUGCUGACCACACCGAGAGCUCACUGCGAAGCGAGCUUAGCUUCACCAAGGAGCAGCUAUCAUCAGAGCAGCAUCAACGCAUGACCAUGGAAGACACCUACCAGACGGAGCUGGACGAUUACAAGGAAGAACUACUUGUAUUCCGGAACUUGAGGGAAGAAUAUGAGAAAGAGAAGAAAGCCAGAGGAGAGGUGGAAGAGACCUUGAAAGAGGUCCAGGAAUCUAAGAAAUCUAUGCAGGGCAAGUCCAAAGAGGUCAUCACCACACUUAGAGAACAGGUGGAAGAAUUGUCAGCCCAUAAGGCAAAUAUAGAAGCCGAUUUGCAGGAUAGGAGGAACAAGGUUCAGAACCUCCAGUUAGAGCUAGAAAACUCAGAGGCUGUGCAGAAAGAUUUUGUCAAAUUAUCACAAUCACUACAGGUUCAGCUUGAGAUCAUUAGACAGAAAGACAAUGAGGUCAGAUGGCAGCAUGAAGAUGAUGCUGAUAAGUGCAAUAAUUGUAAGACAGCCUUUGGAUCAAGCAAAAAGAAAAAGAACCACUGUAAGCAUUGUGGGAAGUUGUUCUGCGCAGACUGUGUGACCAAGUCUGUUGAGAGUGGGCCGAGGAGGAGGAAGAUGCCCGUCUGUGAUGUCUGCCAUACACUGCUGGUCAACGAGUCAGCACCUUACUUUAGCAAAGAAGCGCCGGACAACACGUAGCAGAGCCAGCCCAGUAGUAGAAAUAGAACCAGUAGAAUUCUUAUUGUAGACAUAGAAUAUACAGUGCGGCCCAGAAAAAACGAAACCGAGAAUUAUUGAUGUUUUAUCAUAACUUAAUCACAAUUAUAAUUAAUAAAUGACACAUAUUUG
This is a messenger RNA of Strongylocentrotus purpuratus (purple sea urchin), 3223 nucleotides long. RefSeq names its product rab GTPase-binding effector protein 1. Gene Ontology annotation, biological process: endocytosis. The record is from RefSeq and is a predicted model, not a curated record. The transcript has 21 exons. Lineage: Eukaryota; Metazoa; Echinodermata; Echinoidea; Camarodonta; Strongylocentrotidae. Gene Ontology annotation, cellular component: intracellular membrane-bounded organelle. Gene Ontology annotation, molecular function: growth factor activity; metal ion binding; GTPase activator activity. The coding region runs from base 80 to 3073 and encodes 997 amino acids.